Messenger RNA from Manihot esculenta (cassava), 1021 nucleotides. RefSeq lists its product as uncharacterized. Bases 345 to 749 code for a protein of 134 amino acids. NCBI's taxonomy places the organism in Eukaryota, Viridiplantae, Streptophyta, Magnoliopsida, Malpighiales, Euphorbiaceae. The record is from RefSeq and is a predicted model, not a curated record. The transcript is spliced from 6 exons.
GCCCCUUCUGACAACCAACGGCCUCAGCGGCAUACACCGUGGCUCGUCUUUUCACUAUCGUUUUAACUUUGAGCCAAAAUGUUUAAACGGCACAGUUUUAACCCGAGGGUGAAAGCACGUGUUUUGUCCUUGAUGAAACAUUCCCGCGCAUUCCCAACCCUUCCCACAAGUUUUAAAAGAGUUUGGAACAUUUUCGAACCAAACAAUACCGUUCCAAUUCAAAUCAGAUUUCCUUUCUUUUUUCCUCAGUCCCUGGCAGGAAGUUUCAGAGAUCAAUCGCAGAUUUAUUUUGCGAUUCCACUUGAGGUAGAUUCAAAAUCAAGCUUUAAACUUCCGUAACUGAAAUGGAAAACGAAGCAGAUGAAAUUUUGACGAAGCGCAUGAAACUUGGUAUGGAAGAGAAGGAACUGGCGGUAAGAGAUGGAACAGCCUUGGAGAUUGUAGGAAAGGAAGAGACUGAGACAAACACUCUGGGAUCUGAAGAGAUGGAACUUAAUAUUGCUCACAUAGUUGAGAAGAUUGAACACUUCACUCAAAUGGUAUCUGAGCUUCUGGAAUCAGGAAAGACAAUGUUUAAGGAGAUGAGUCAUGAAUUUGAAGAGCGGUUGAUCAUGAUCCAUAAGGAAAAAAUGGAGAAAUGGCAGGAGGAGAUCAGAGAACUACGGAUGCUUGAUGCCUCAAAUGAGGAGGACAAUGCAAUCCUCCAUAAUGCUAGAUACUUACUUCAGAACCCUCAAAUUGAUUCUUGAAGAUUUUUUAUAGAUUGGGUAUCAAGGACAAAUUGAUGCGAUUUCUUGGAGUGAAAUAGGAUGAAAAAGCAUAUUAUGUUGUUCAUUAGCAUAAUAUAAAGGGAUUAGACAAUAUAUUUUGUCAGUUCUUUGUGAUGCUAAAGCAAGAAAUUAAACUGAAGUCUAGGCAUCUGAUAUCAGUUGUUAGCCUAGAAAUUGACAUAUUGGUUAUAUUUCUACUUCCAUUCUCUUUAAUUCUACUUCUAUUUGCACGUAUGAGCUAUAAUGAGAAA